Molecule: messenger RNA, 1743 nt
Organism: Ipomoea triloba (trilobed morning glory)
Lineage: Eukaryota; Viridiplantae; Streptophyta; Magnoliopsida; Solanales; Convolvulaceae
Exons: 3
Coding region: 1-1743 (580 amino acids)
Biological process (GO): DNA integration
Molecular function (GO): nucleic acid binding; zinc ion binding
Source: RefSeq, a predicted model, not a curated record
AUGUGGGAUGUUAUCUCAGAUGGUCCUAUUGAAAUCAUGAAGGUCAAUCCUUCAUCAAUCCUAAGCCCAGAUGGACCGCAGUAUGUUUCAAAGCCAAAGAUGGAAUGGACUUCUGACGAUAGAUUGCGAAGUAACCUGGACAAUAUAGCUAAGGAUAUACUGUUCAAAGCUGUGGAUGAUACAAUCUUCCCAAAAAUCCGUAAGUGCAAAACAGCUAAAGACGUGUGGGAUGUCUUAAUCCAAAUCGGCGAAGGAGACGAACAGGAAAAAGACAACAAACUCACAAUUGCAAUGAAAAAGUUUGAAGACUUCAAGAUGCUGCCAAGUGAAAACAUUGCGGACAUGGAGGCUAGACUGGUCAAAGUUUUGGGAGAAAUUAGUGAUCUUGGAAAGACCAUUAAUCAAAAAGAAAUCUCUCUCAAAAUACUUCGCGGACUACCGUCAAGCUGGGAUAUGAAAGUGACAGCCAUGCGAGAUCAUAGGGAUCUAAAAACUGUUUCAACUGACAAACUCUUUAGUGAUCUCAAAGCGUACGAGUUCGAGAUGAAAUCAAAACUUGAGGAGGAACGUGAAGAAAGAACCACAGCCUUAGUAGCCGAACAACCAUCAAACUCAAGGUUAGUAGGAAAUAAUGAUUUUUUAUCUGACGAACAAUUUGCUUUACUUGUUAGGAAAUUCAAAAAAUUCAUGUGGAAAAACAACUUCAACAAUUCAUCUCAAAGAAAUCAAGGAAGUUCAUCCAGAAGACCAAGAAGGGAAUUUUCUGAUGAUAACACAAACUUGUGUUACAACUGUAGAAAACCAGGACAUUUCAUGGCAGAAUGUCCAUACCCCAAGGUAAGUAAAAAUCAAAAUAAAAAUACUUCUAACUCUCCACAGGAAAUAUCUGAAUCAAAGGAUAGAAGAUUCAAGAAGGAUAAAAGGAAAGCUUUAAUAAGUGACCCUCUUGAGACAAGUGGGUCUGAGGAAUCUUCAAGUGAUGAAAGUGAUAGCUCAACGGAGGAUACUGCACUGCUGUGUCUUCUAAGCAUAACCAGUGAAUCAGAUUUCCAAGAAAAAUGCCUAAUGGCGCAUGAAGUAGAAGAAGACGAGGAUAUUUGGUACUUUGAUAGCGGAUGUUCUCGACAUAUGACCGGCAAUAAAGCUAGUCUUGUAGAGUUCAGAAAUAUCGAAGGACCAAAAGUCAUAUUUGGUGGAAAUGAUCAUGGAAUAACAAAGGGAAUCGGAACUGUUAUCAAGAAUGGUCUAAGGAUUGAAAAUGUAUCAUACGUAGAAGGACUAAAGUUUAAUCCCCUUAGCACUAGCCAAUUCUGUGACAAAGGAUAUCUUGUAGAGUUCAUCAAAGACAAAUGCCGAGUUAAAGAAGAAUCCACAAAGAAAACUGUGCUCACCGGAAGGAGAAAGAAAAAUAUGUACACUUGGACGAUAUUCAUCAAUAAGAAGAACGAAGUGGAACAAAGAUUGCCAGAGCUCUUGCAACAACUUCAAAACGAAAAGGACGCAAAAAUCUCCAAAAUCCGUACAGACAGAGGUACAGAAUUCGUGAAUGGUGUGAUUCAGGCCUACUGCAGUUCACAAGGGAUUUUGCACCAACUAUCUGCCGCAAGGACGCCACAACAAAAUGGUGUAGCCGAAAGAAGAAAUAGAACACUUAAAGAAGCUGCACGGGUCAUGAUUUCAGCAGCCGAACUACCCAAACGUUUUUGGGCGGAGGCUAUCAACACUGCUUGUUAUACUUGUUAG